Messenger RNA from Dicrocoelium dendriticum, 399 nucleotides. Lineage: Eukaryota; Metazoa; Platyhelminthes; Trematoda; Plagiorchiida; Dicrocoeliidae. The record is from the annotation of a GenBank genome assembly.
AUGUCGGAUCCUGUACAAAUUGAAACAACCCGACACACUAACACCCCUGCAUGGCCAUUGUUAUCUUCCAACUCGGAGGAGUUCCCACGCCUAACUCCUCAAUCGAUCCAACCUAUAAGCACCAUUCAAAAUGCAUACAUUGAGCUUUCACCAUCCGCCGAAACGAAUGCAAACAUUGAUUUUGACCCACCUCCAGAUCUCCCCACUGAUACUGUGAAUCCCAGAAGUCAUGAGGUUGAAUCUGAUUACACUUCAUACAAAAGCGCGCCUUCAUCUUCAUCCUCGGACCCAACAUCCUUAACACGAAUGUCCGCCAGCCAGUUACCCAUACAUUUAGUACCAUACGUCACGGAAAAUCCCUACCAGAAAUGUCUGUAUCUACGUUUUCAACAAUCCUAG